Molecule: messenger RNA, 187 nt
Organism: Ilex paraguariensis (yerba mate)
Lineage: Eukaryota; Viridiplantae; Streptophyta; Magnoliopsida; Aquifoliales; Aquifoliaceae
Source: the annotation of a GenBank genome assembly
UGAAAUGAACUCCAGGCUACUAAGCCUUGUAAUUGAUAGCGAAAUUGUGAGAACUACUAAGCAAUUGGGCGAUUUCAAAGCCCCAUGGUAUUUUUUAUCAAAAGCAUUGGCAUAUACUGGGAGGGGAGGUUUGCAAAGUGGUCCAGAAAUUCUUUGCAGAAUAAGUGAUGUCCACGGAGGUGAAUAG